Mesocricetus auratus (golden hamster) is the source of this 933-nucleotide messenger RNA. It is a transcript of the gene Ccl28, whose product is annotated as C-C motif chemokine ligand 28. The transcript is spliced from 3 exons. NCBI's taxonomy places the organism in Eukaryota, Metazoa, Chordata, Mammalia, Rodentia, Cricetidae. The record is from RefSeq and is a predicted model, not a curated record. Bases 95 to 475 code for a protein of 126 amino acids. Gene Ontology annotation, biological process: positive regulation of cell-matrix adhesion; cell chemotaxis; immune response. Gene Ontology annotation, cellular component: extracellular region. Gene Ontology annotation, molecular function: chemokine activity.
UAGGCUGUUUCUCGGCACCCAAGGACACCUUUACAUUCAUUUCCUGAUCCCACAGCCUCCUGAGUCAUCGCCAGACUCAGUGGGUCAGGCAGGAAUGCAGCAGGCAGGACUCACCCUCAUGGCUGUAGCUGUGUGUGUGGCUCUUCAAACUUCAGAAGCCAUACUUCCCAUAGCUUCCAGCUGCUGCACUGAAGUUUCCCAUCAUAUUUCCAGAAGACUUCUGGAAAGAGUGAAUUCAUGCAGCAUCCAGAGGGCUGACGGGGACUGUGACUUGGCUGCUGUCAUCCUCCAUGUUAAACGCAGAAGGAUUUGUGUCAGCCCACACAACCAGACUUUGAAGCAUUGGAUGAGAGUCUCCGAGGAGAAGAAGAAUGGCAAAGAAAAUCCCUGCCAUAAGAAGCUGCACAGCAGGAGGGACAGAAAGAGUCACAUCCAGAGAAAUCAUGGAAAACAGGGCCACAACGCUCCUCGUUAGGACCAGUGCGUGGCACUAUGGAGAUACCUCCACAAGUGAACUGGCUCAUAGUUGGUCAUAAGUUUGUCACCUGAAUCUUCUUUAUCGACACCCAAUGGUGUUUUCUGUUGUUUUUGUUGAUGGGUAGUUGCAGCUAAGGGUGUAAGUGGUAAAAAACCAACCCCAGGCAGCAAAAGCAAAGAACCAACAAAAUGUGUACAAGUGACCAAUAAUAUACUUAACUGAAAAUACAAAAUUCAUCUUUAUAUAUAAAAUUUAAAGGGGCAAUAUAGAUACAAUUCCUCUAACAUUUUAAUUUAAGUUCUCCAUUCCUACAGAGGAGCUGAAGGAACGGUACAAGGUUUAUGUACACACCUGACACCUACAUUAGUCACUGUUAGUGUUUGCUCUCUGUUUGUAUGUGGGCAGGGCACACAAGUAUAAGAGCUUUUCCACUAAAUCAUCUGAAAAGUUGCAAA